AUGGGUGAGCCGUGUGUUGGCAAGACCCCCGUAGUGGUAGUAACGGCAGUAAAAUGGAACUCCCCGGUCCCAUACGAUCCAGUGUGGCUGGCUAGCCUGCAAACAUACACGCCGGUACCCCCUGUCAAUGAGACGAGAUUGUGGGCGUGGGUUAAGGAAGAAGACAUACAAUUCAAACUCUUCACAAGACGGAAUCCCUAUGAAUAUCAACUUCUCAAAACUAACGAGUCAACCACUCUCAGGGAAUCUAACUUCAACUUUGAUAACAAGGUGAAAGUUCUGGCGCACGGCUGGCUCAAUCACGGCGACAGUCCUAUGCCGGAAUCCAUUAAAGAAGCAUAUCUUAACGUAAGCGACAUUAAUAUUAUAGUUGUGGAUUGGGGAACGGCGGCAAACGUAAAUUAUAUUUUAGCAAGUUACAAUGUGGCGAUGGUCGGUCGUCUUCUUACGGACUUCAUCAACUUUUUGAUUAAAGAAGGGGUUUCAGCUGAUGAUUUACAUCUCAUCGGGCAUAGUCUGGGUGCACACGUUGUAGGUAUUGCGGGGGCUUAUGUGCGAGGAGGUCCUAUUGAUACAAUUACCGGUCUUGAUCCAGCAUUACCUUUAUUUACUCUGGGUAAUAAGGAUGCUCGCUUGGACAAACACGACGCAAGACAUGUUGAAGUCAUUCACACAUGCGGAGGCUACCUCGGAUUUGCUUCCCCCCUCGGUCACAUUGACUUUUACCCUAACGGUGGCACCCGACAACCGGGCUGUGGUAUUGAUUAUAGAGGUUUGUGUGCACACAACAGAGCUCACAUGUUCUUCGCUGAGUCCAUAAUAUCAGAUGUUCCCUUCACUGCUGUCCGCUGCACUGAUUACGAUGAGCUCUACUACAAUGGUUCCUGUAAAGGCACCGGUGAAAAACUCAUCAUGGGCGGCUUCGAUAUCCACUAUGGGAAGGACGGAAUUUACUACCUCAGGACCAGGGCAGAGAAACCCUACGCCUUAGGGGACGUCGCCCCGUGA
Danaus chrysippus (African queen) is the source of this 1008-nucleotide messenger RNA. NCBI's taxonomy places the organism in Eukaryota, Metazoa, Arthropoda, Insecta, Lepidoptera, Nymphalidae. The record is from the annotation of a GenBank genome assembly.